This is a messenger RNA of Musca vetustissima, 613 nucleotides long. RefSeq lists its product as uncharacterized. The record is from RefSeq and is a predicted model, not a curated record. The transcript is spliced from 5 exons. The annotation marks the transcript as partial. NCBI's taxonomy places the organism in Eukaryota, Metazoa, Arthropoda, Insecta, Diptera, Muscidae.
AUGGCUUGGAAUGUUGAUUUGCAGCUAAAGCAGGCAGUGCGAAGUGUGGAGAUCGAAGCCAAGCUGCUGCGCAAGGUCAACAAGAAAUUUGAACCUUUUCUCUAUGAGGACACUGUGGAUUUGUGUGAUUUCCUGGAGCGGCCACAGAAACGACAUAUCUUUUGGGGACGUGUCUAUAAGAUGGCCUUGAAAUAUUCCAAUUUGAAUCACACGUGUCCAUUUGAGGAUUUAAUUCUCGUUCGGAACUUCCUGUUCGAUGAUGAUGUCUUUAAGGUUCUGCCCUUUCCCAGAGGACAUUAUAUGAUGGAUUUGCGUUUUUUGCUGAAUGGAACACCCAAGGUCCAUGCGAAACUUUUGCGCUGGGAACAACAUCGCUAUCAGCCGUUUAUCUACGAUGAUCACAUUGAUGUCUGUGAUUUUUUGGAUAAUGCCAAACGUCAGGUUUUCUGGGGUCUUAUUUAUGAGACCAUAAAGAAAUUUUCGAAUUUUAAUCACAGUUGUCCAUUGGAUGAAAAGUUGGUUGUAAAAAAUUUCAUCUUCGAUAGUCGGCAAUUUAAAAUGGUACCCUUGCCCAGGGGCAAAUAUCUAUUGGAUUUUUUGUUAAGCACACAGC